Messenger RNA from Frankliniella occidentalis (western flower thrips), 2944 nucleotides. Its product is annotated as protein artichoke-like. The transcript is spliced from 10 exons. Gene Ontology annotation, cellular component: extracellular matrix. Gene Ontology annotation, molecular function: protein binding. The coding region runs from base 2 to 2944 and encodes 980 amino acids. Lineage: Eukaryota; Metazoa; Arthropoda; Insecta; Thysanoptera; Thripidae. The record is from RefSeq and is a predicted model, not a curated record.
AAUGCUCGCCGCUGUUCGCCCGCAGAGACGCUGGCUUGGCGGGCCCAGAUCCGUGAUGAUGUCCGCCCCCACCUCCGCCCCCGCGAGCGGGCCCGGCCGGGGGCGGCGCUGGGGCUGGCUGCCGUGGAGAGACGCCCUCCUGGGGGCGGCGCUGCUGCUCCUGCUGGUCGGGGGCGGGCCCGGGGGCGGGCCCCUCGGGGCGGCGGGGCAGAGCGCGCAGGCCGCGGUCACAUGCCCCACCGAGGAGGAGAUCUCGCCGUGCCGCUGCAGCCUGCGAGGCGACGAGAUACAGAUAUGGUGCAGCCACAGCGAGCUGCCCGCGGUGCUGGCGGCGCUGCGCAACGUGGCGCGGCUGCUGCCCACGCGCGCGCUGGACGAGCUCAUCCUCGAGAACAACGCGUGGACUUCUCUGGGCGGGUCCGCGCUGGCGGGGCCCACGGGGCUACGCGUGUCAAGACUGAUGCUGCGUGACAACGGCCUGGAGACGGUGGCGGCGACGUGGCUGGCGGGCCUGGAGGACUCGCUGCUCGAACUGUUCCUGGUCGAGCCGCUGCUCAGGGCCUUCCCGGACGACUCUCUCAUCCCGUUCAAGCGACUCGAAGCCGUGACGCUGCAGUGCGGGGAGAUGCAGCGUCUGCCGCGCCUGGCCGGCCUGCCCCGCCUCCGCUACGUGCUCGUCCAGUCCGCCAUGCUGUGGGAGCUUCCCCCGGGCCACCUCGGCAACCUGCCCUAUCUGGAGCAGCUGCACAUCGUGUCGUCGCCGAGGCUCGCCUCCCUGGACGCCGGCGCGGUGAGCGACCUUCCUCGCCUCUCCUCCGUCAACAUCUCCGACUCCGGCCUGACGUGGAUCCACCCGCGCGCGCUGCAGCGGCUGCCCGCGCUGUCCGAGGUGACGCUCCGCGCCAACAAGCUCUCGGACGCGGCCAUGGUGGGGCGCGCGCUCAGCGACCUGCCCUCGCUCGCCGUGGUGCAGCUCAACGACAACCAGCUCGAGAUCCUGCCUUCCGCCUCCUUCGCCGACCUGCCCGCGCUCCGGGAGCUGUCCCUGGCCGGCAACCGCAUCAUUGAACUGCAGCACGGUGCCUUCCAGCGGGUGCCCGCGCUGCGCACCCUCGACCUCAGCCGCAACCAGGUCCGCGUCAUACACCCAGAGGCCUUCCUACAACACUCGUCUUCCAAUAUCGACCAGCUCUAUCUUCAAGAGAACGCUCUCGAAACGGCGGAUGCGAUUCGGUCCGUGCUGGACGCUCUACCAAGACUGCGAUUCCUUGAUGUGUCCGACAACCGCAUAGUGGAGAUUGGCAUGGGCGGCCUGGGCCGCGGCCACGCCGCGCUGGAGCGGCUGCACCUGGACCGGAACCGCGUGCACCGGGUGUUCCGGGACUCGUUCAACAACAUGCCGGCCCUCAGGGAGCUGCGCCUGUCCCACAACAUGCUGAGCAACAACCUGGACCAGCCCUAUUGGAACCUGCCGGCGCUCAAGGGCCUGGACCUCUCCUACAACCAGUUCCGACGCUGCGACCCCCGCCUGCUCGCCAACCUGCCGUCGCUGCGCCGCCUAGACCUGAGUGGCAACAACAUCGCGCACGUCGACCCGGGCUCCUUCCUCAACACGCCCGCCCUGGAGCACGUCAACCUGAGUUCCAACGCGCUGGCCGUCCUGUCACCCGCCACCUUCCGCAUGCUGCUCAAUCUGUUCGAGCUUGACGUCGGGCGGAACCGCCUGAACCACAUGGUGCCGGGGCUGCCGCCGGGCGUCGAGUACCUGCGCAUGCCCAUGAACCAGGUGACGGUGCUGCCGCCGCCCACCUCCCAGGACAUGAACCUGCCCGCCCUCCGCUUCCUGGACCUGUCCAACAACGGCCUGAAGCGCGUGCCGGCGGACUCGUUCCGCCAGAUGCCCGGCCUGCAGCAGCUCCUGCUCUCCGGCAACGCCCUGCAGACCCUGGAGACGGGCGCCCUCCAGGGCCUCAACCGCCUGGAGCGGCUGGAGGUGCGCAGCAACCGCCUGACGUCGCUGCUGCCGCGCAGCCUCCAGGACCUGCGCCUGCUGCGGGAGCUGGACCUGCGUGGCAACCGCAUGGAGUCGCUGCCCGGCGACGUGCUCCAGGACGCGUCCAGCCUGCAGACGCUCGACCUGUCGCGCAACCAGCUGGCCAGCAUCGAGCCGGACGCCAUGAGGGGCAACAGGAACCUGGAAGUGCUCCGCGCCUCGCACAACGCGCUGCCCAACAUCCCGUCGGCGCUGCUGCACCUGUCCUCGCUGCGCGUGCUGGACCUGUCGCACAACCGCGUCCGCGAGCUGCCGCCCGGGGCGCUCACGGCCCUGGGCAGCCUGCAAGAGCUGCGCCUCGCCAAGAACAAGCUGCGCGAGCUCAAGGCCGGCGCCGUGGAGAGGCUGCCGCGCCUGCACCUGCUCGACCUGGACAGCAACGAGCUUCACAACCUGCAGGCGCGUUCGAUACACUCGCUCCCGUCGCUGCAACAGUUGAAUUUGGCGCGCAAUCGGCUGCAAGUGUUAUCUGAAGGCGCGCUCAGCGACGUGCCCAACUUGAUGCACUGCGAGCUGCAGGAGAAUCAGCUGGCACAGGUGUCGUCGGGGGCGCUGGCCGGUGCGCCGCACCUGCUGCACCUCAACAUGUCCUACAACCAGAUCUCUGCGCUGGAGAACGCCGGCCUCCAGCAGCUGCGCUCGCUGGAAGUGCUGGACCUGUGCGCGCUCAGCGACCUGCCCUCGCUCGCCGUGGUGCAGCUCAACGACAACCAGCUCGAGAUCCUGCCUUCCGCCUCCUUCGCCGACCUGCCCGCGCUCCGGGAGCUGUCCCUGGCCGCUUACGCUGAGGAAAUCCGCUUUGCUUUAAAUACGUUACCACUUGUUUUGCAUGUAUGCGCAUGUAUGGCUCUACUGUUUCAUCUACGACCAGAAAAAUUAGGAAGAUUAUAG